AUGAUUCGUGAGCAACUUGAAAGGUCUUUUAUGACUACUAUUGCUCCUGAUCACUCUGAAUGUUAUAACAGAGAUCACUAUUCGUUUAAGCCUUGGCACACAUAUUCAGCAAGUGAAGACUGGUGUAAUAAUUGUUCUGGUUCAGGCAUUAAUCUGAAUUGUUACGUAGGUAUAGCCUGGGGUAAAGAAUUCUAA
Priceomyces carsonii is the source of this 195-nucleotide messenger RNA. RefSeq lists its product as uncharacterized. Lineage: Eukaryota; Fungi; Ascomycota; Pichiomycetes; Serinales; Debaryomycetaceae. The transcript has a single exon. Bases 1 to 195 code for a protein of 64 amino acids. The record is from RefSeq and is a predicted model, not a curated record.